This is a messenger RNA of Helianthus annuus (common sunflower), 1063 nucleotides long. RefSeq lists its product as uncharacterized. The record is from RefSeq and is a predicted model, not a curated record. The transcript is spliced from 2 exons. The coding region runs from base 88 to 768 and encodes 226 amino acids. NCBI's taxonomy places the organism in Eukaryota, Viridiplantae, Streptophyta, Magnoliopsida, Asterales, Asteraceae.
UUUAUCGUCUUUGAUUAUCAAUAGUUUCUUGAGCCAUUUGAUCGCACGCGAAGUUGCAUCAGGUGGUAUCAAAGCUUUGGUUUUCAAAUGGCUCGACGUGAUAGCGAUUACUCUCAUGUCCGUAGAAUCGCCGACCGAGGCAACGGAAGAGAUGGUCUCAGUUCACGUGCUCGUGGUGAAGAUCGACGCCCUGUUCGUAGAACCGCCGACCGAGGUAACAUCGGAGUUGAUCCCGACCCACGCGAUCUCAAGAUCAAGCGACUCCGGCAACGAGUUAGGGAUCUCGAGUUACAACACGAGAUUAGACAACUCAAGCAAAGGAUCCAAGAUCUUGAGGACUCUUCGUCAUGGAAGGAAACGGAACCGGAAGAACUCGUCAGGGACAAGUUAUCCGGGGAUGAGGAGAAUCCUACCAAUGAUGACACUAUCUUUGAUUCUUCUCCUACGUAUGAUGAAUACAAGGACGAGGAAUGGUAUUCUUGGGCAUCCAGUGAUGGUUCAAAUGAAACAGUGGGAUUUGGCAGGAAGUCUCGAGCUAAAAAUAUAUUUGAUUAUUCAAAGAUGAGUAUUGCUGACAUUAUUAACGAGAAUUAUGGUGAUGAAGCGAUUUCCAAGUUUUGUAGUAUUGAAAGUAUUAAAGGUGGUGGUUCUACGAUGGUGAUGGGUGGUUCGGCGACUACCUAUUGGAUUCGAUGUGCUUGUACGGUGGUACAAGUGUGGAGUCGGGCGGAACGAUUCGUGAAGUUGAGCUGUUUAGGUGGGGUGUGAUGAUAAUAAAUCGGAAUCGGGUUGAUGUUCCUUUUGAUCUGGGUGGCUUUCGUUCGAAGACAAAACUCGAGGACGAGUUUUUUUGAAGACGGGGAGUAUGAUGCAGAGAUGCCUAAAUUGAAUUAAACAUUAACGAUAUCUUUUAUUUAUUCAAAAUUUUAAUUUCCUAUUUGAUAAGUCUUGUGGUUGAACUAUAAAUAGGGGAUUUAGGGUUUAUUGUUAUUUAGUUUUUGAUUUGAUUAUUAUAAAAGAACUUUGUUCUUGGAACCUUUGGUUUGAUUUAUCGUCUUUGAUU